AUGUCAUCAAUUAAAUCAUUCAAACCAUUAUUCGAUCGUGUUUUAAUUCAAAGAUUAAGAAACUCUGAAGUUAAAACUACCGGUGGUAUUUUCAUUCCAGAUAAAGUUGGUAACAAAACUAAUGAAGCUGUUGUCAUCGAAGUUGGUACUGGUAGACGUACUGGUAAUGGUUUCGCUGUCCCACUUUUAAAGAAAGGUGAUCGUGUUUUAGUUAAUGAAUCACCAAUUGGUGAAAGAAUUAAAGUCAAUGGCGUUGAUUGCGAAAUCCUUUCAGAAAAUGAUAUUCUUGGUUUCAUGGAAAACUAA
Molecule: messenger RNA, 306 nt
Organism: Dictyostelium purpureum
Lineage: Eukaryota; Evosea; Eumycetozoa; Dictyosteliales; Dictyosteliaceae
Exons: 2
Coding region: 1-306 (101 amino acids)
Cellular component (GO): mitochondrial matrix
Molecular function (GO): ATP binding; metal ion binding; protein folding chaperone
Source: RefSeq, a predicted model, not a curated record